This is a messenger RNA of Tachysurus fulvidraco (yellow catfish), 1017 nucleotides long. RefSeq names its product formyl peptide receptor 2-like. Lineage: Eukaryota; Metazoa; Chordata; Actinopteri; Siluriformes; Bagridae. The record is from RefSeq and is a predicted model, not a curated record. Gene Ontology annotation, biological process: phospholipase C-activating G protein-coupled receptor signaling pathway; complement receptor mediated signaling pathway; positive regulation of cytosolic calcium ion concentration. Gene Ontology annotation, cellular component: plasma membrane. The transcript has 2 exons. Gene Ontology annotation, molecular function: G protein-coupled receptor activity; complement receptor activity.
AUGGCAUCAAACAACUCUUUUAUCCUCCUUCCUGAAACUGAAGUCACCAGCAAAAAUGACAAAACCACAGUGGAUGUUGAUGCUAUUAUGAACAACAUCACAAUUGUUUUUUACGCAAUCAAUGUAUUUUUGGGCACUAUCGGAAAUGCGGUGGUCAUCUGGAUGUCCGGAUUCCGUCUAAAAGCCAACGUCACCAAUGUCUGGCUGGUCAACUUGGCUGUAGCAGACCUGAUUUUCUGUCUCACUCGUGUUACUUCAUUGAUUAAGAAACUCUUCUAUGAAUUUUGGCCCUUUGGCUGCUUUCUCUGCAAGUUCAAUGGAUUCUUCAAGUACACCAAUAUGUUCUGCAGUGUGUUCAUCCUGACCGUCAUUAGUCUGGAUCGGGCAAUUUGUGUUUGGCAACCGGUGUUCAGCAGGCAGCAGAGAACUGUAUGUGCAGCCAGACUCAUCAGCGUUGGGGUUUGGACAGUGGCAGUGAUCUUCAGUGCACCAUAUUAUGUGUACCGACAAGUGUAUAUUGGAAAGAAAAACUUAAGCAAGUGCUCCUUGGAGUUAUCUGAAGCUGACAACAGAGCUAAGAUGGCCUUGUACAGUGUUCGCUUCUUAUGUGGAUUUUUGUUGCCUUUCCUCAUCAUCCUGACCUGCUAUGUACUAGCUGGUUUAGGAAUACGGCGAACGCGGAUCAUUCGCAAAUCACGGCCCCUUCGAAUGCUUGUUGGAUUGGUCUGUGCAUUCUUCCUGUGCUGGGGGCCUUACCACUUUCUCCUAUUGGUCAAAAUGGUGGACAGCAAGAGCCAAGCAGUAAAAGUGGGCCUGCCCAUAGCUAAGGGUAUAGCUUAUUUCAACAGCUGUGUUAAUCCAAUUUUGUACUUCUUUAUGGGGUUGGACAAGAGACUGUGCUUUAAUCAAAGCCUGUCUCGGGUCUAUGCUAGAGCUCUAGCUGAAGACUUUGAGGUACAAACUUCAUAGUCUAAGGAUUGCACAGGAACAGGAACUGUGGAUGACAGUCUAUUUUAA